AUAUUCGUAAUGAAAAAUGAGAUGGUUGACGAAAGUGGACCAAAGUGCUAGCUAGCUACGCAAAGUUGUUCCCAAAUAAGCCAGCUAGCUCACACGUCAUAACACAUAUCCGACUGAUAUAAAUAGCCAUGCAUAGAGUUAGCUCUAUAUAUCUAGCCAGAAAUUUAGUUGCUAGCUAGCUGCUUGAUCGAUCCAUUGUAUGUUGAGCGGUAACAUGAUGAAGGGUAAUAAGCAGCUGGGAUGCCUGGUUGCCGUGGCAGUAUUGGUCUUGUCCGCCGGAAGCCUGGACACUGCGGCAGCGCAGGCGGCCGGGCUGAAGAAGGGGUUCUACAAGAAGAGCUGCCCUCAGGCGGAGGACAUCGCGCAGAAGGUGGUGUGGAACCGCGUCGCCGGCAACCGCGAGCUCGCCGCCAAGUUCCUCCGCAUGUUCUUCCAUGACUGCUUCGUCAGGGGGUGUGACGCGUCGGUGCUUCUGGACUCGCCGACGAGGACGGCGGAGAAGGACUCGGCGCCGAACCUGUCGCUGGCGGGGUUCGAGGUGAUCGACGAGGUGAAGGCGGCGCUGGAGCGGGCGUGCCCGGGCGUCGUCUCCUGCGCCGACAUCGUCGCGCUCGCCGCACGGGACUCCGUGUCUUUCCAGUACGGCAAGAAGCUGUGGGAGGUGGAGACCGGACGCCGCGACGGCUCGAUCUCGAGCGACCAGCAGGCGCUGGACGAGAUCCCGGCGCCGUCCUCCACCUUCGACGUCCUCGCCUCCAACUUCUCCAGCAAGGGCCUCGGCGUCCAGGACCUCGUCGUCCUCUCAGGCGGACAUACCAUCGGAAUAGGAAACUGCAACCUCGUCAGCUCCAGGAUCUUCAACUUCACCGGCAAAAACAACCCCAGCGACAUCGAUCCUUCCCUCAACCCACCCUACGCCAAGUUCCUCCAGGGGCAGUGCAGGCGUAACCAGGCGGACCCGAACGACAACACGACGGUGGUGCCCAUGGACACCGGCAGCAGCACCUCCUUCGACAGCCACUACUUCGUCAACCUUAAAGCCGGGCAGGGGCUCUUCACCUCCGACGCCACGCUGGUCACCAACGCCCGCGCAGCCUCCCUCGUCGACAAGCUGCAGGACAAUGGCGUCUUCCUCGACCACUUCAAGAACUCCAUCAAGCGCAUGGGCCAGAUCGGGGUGCUCACCGGCGCCAAUGGCCAGAUCAGGAACAGAUGCAACGUCGUCAACUCCUAAGCUCUAUGCUAGAUCCACAAAUCGGUAUCUCUCACGCACUGGAAGAUGCAUAUUGUUUCCUAUGGUGUGCGUCUUCGCAUCUGUGACGUCCGUGCUAUGUUGUCGCCGUGAUCGAAGUUGGAGCACUACGUACGUGUAACGCUACUAAUAAUAAUUUAAAGAAAAUCACUGGAUGGAACUAUAGAAUAGAAAAGGCAAAA
Messenger RNA from Brachypodium distachyon (stiff brome), 1434 nucleotides. Its product is annotated as peroxidase 56. Gene Ontology annotation, biological process: hydrogen peroxide catabolic process; response to oxidative stress. The transcript is spliced from 4 exons. Bases 200 to 1234 code for a protein of 344 amino acids. Gene Ontology annotation, cellular component: plant-type cell wall; plasmodesma. NCBI's taxonomy places the organism in Eukaryota, Viridiplantae, Streptophyta, Magnoliopsida, Poales, Poaceae. Gene Ontology annotation, molecular function: peroxidase activity; heme binding. The record is from RefSeq and is a predicted model, not a curated record.